Messenger RNA from Rotaria socialis, 276 nucleotides. The record is from the annotation of a GenBank genome assembly. NCBI's taxonomy places the organism in Eukaryota, Metazoa, Rotifera, Eurotatoria, Philodinida, Philodinidae.
AUGGGACGGGACAACUUUUUGGUUGUCCCGCGGAGCUCUGAGAACUACACUAUUGUCUACAACAUUUCAUAUAAUAUCAAACAAAUAAAUGAUGAUAAAUGUUUACAUGAUCUUAAUCCUGAACAAAAACGUGCCGUUACUUAUUCAAUAGAUCAAUCAACACUUGUUCUUAGUGGAACUGGCAGUGGAAAAACACGUGUAUUAAAAUCUCGUAUUGUUGAUUUAUUAAAAAAUUCUAAUAUAAAUCAUAUGAAAUAUUUGCUGUUAUAUUUAUAA